Molecule: messenger RNA, 5747 nt
Organism: Paramecium pentaurelia
Lineage: Eukaryota; Ciliophora; Oligohymenophorea; Peniculida; Parameciidae
Source: the annotation of a GenBank genome assembly
AUGUUUAAUGAUCAAAAAUAUCUAAACAGAAACUCAGAAGGUUAAGCAGCUAUAAAGGUGAAAACUGAAGAUCAAACUAAAUAAAAAUCCAAGAUCGUUGCUAUAUUAAAAAGCUAUGAAUCUCUAAAAGAAUGGUCAGAUUUAGGAUAGGUAGCUCAUAACAAUUAAUAUUUAGUGGCUUCUUAAAUUGCAAGCAAUUUUUAAAUCUUACCAAGGUACAUAUAUACCAAAGAAAAAAUUAUUAUGCAAAAGGUUAGCCUAAUGUUUAAGUCCAAUUUGGAAUAAAGCUAUUCACGAAAAUACUCUUACUCUCUAUGACUUAAUUUUACAAAUACUUUGUUCAGAUUAAGAGUAUGAUUUAAUAUAGGAUCUACCAUUAUUCUCCCUUGGUCUAUUUCCUUUCUUUGGAUUUGCAUCCAUUUAAUGUAAACCUAUGUUUUUAAGCAUUCUGGAAAAAUAUUACUAUCCUUUAAAAAAAGAAUUAUUACCAUGUAUGGGUGGCUUAAUAAAUUCCAUUAUUGUAGGUAUGGAGGAUACGAAUGAGGAAAUGAUGAAAAAGGUAAUUUUUAUAAAGAAAAUAGGUAAUGUCCUCUCUUGAUUAAGCAUGUGAAAGUGUUGGAAUAAAACAAUUUUUUGGAUUAUUAUGGAUAACUAUAAUUAGAUCAGUUAGAAGUAGGUUAGGAGCAUAUAAAUAUCUAAUGAAAAGAUGGACAAAGUAAUAAUAAAUUGAACUGAAUGAGAAUGAAAUAAAAGAAGAUGAUAAAAUGCCUAAUAAAAGUGCUUUAGUUAUUAAUGCUCUUUUGGCAUCAUUAGAUGAUGAAUCUUCAUUAGUAAAAAGAGCAGCAUUAGAUUUUAUGUCUUUGCAUUGUAAAAUUUAAGAUAAAAUAUUCUCAUAAUAAGAAUAAUUAAUAUUGAUUGAAUAAGCCUUAUUAUUAUUUUAAAAAUAAGAUCAUGCAGUUAUUAGAAGAAUAAACAAUUGGUUAAUAGGAGAAGAAGAACUAACUGAAAAGAAUCCUAAUAUAUUUUAUGUGUAAGAAGGAUUAAAGAGAAUAUUAAUUGAAGAAUAAGGUGAUCCAUUAAAAGUCUUAUAGAAUUGGUAUAUGUAACAUCCAGAAACAGUUUAAUUAACUCUAUUUUAAAUUGGAUAUUCACUUGCAAAAUAUAUAUAUUAAAAGACUAUCUUAUUGGAAAAUUAGAAUUAAACUGAAAAAUUAGCAGAAUUAUUGAAAGGAGGUGAAAGACUUAUUGAGAGUAUAUCUAGUCAAAGUGAAUUAAUUAUCAAAUCUUUAUUUGAGUAAUUAAAUAAAUAUAUGAAAGAGUAAAAGUAAGAUUAAAUUAAGGAAUGUAUUCUUAUUUAUGACUUUUGUCUUAAUAAUUUAAUGAAAUAAUAAUUUUCAGAUCUAUCAAAAAUAGAGGAUUUAUAAUUAUUUUAAUAAAGAACUGAAUGUUUAUAAGAAUUUAUUAUAAUAGUAAUAAAAGAGUUGAUGAAUUUGACUUGUGAAUAAGUUUUUGAAUCUUCAAUAUCUUAAUUAUUAUUGGAAUAGACUGUGGAUUGUAUUAAUAAAAUAAGAAAAAGAUUAGAAAUGUUAGAAAAUGAUAAAGAAUUAUAGGCAAUUUUAGGAAGCAAUUACAAUAAAUAAGUAGAGCCAUCAAAAAAUUCGAUAUUAGUUUAAUUAAAUUAAAUUGAUAUUGAUAUCAUCUCUUAGUAUUGUAAUUAUUAUAUUUAAAUUAAUGAAUACUCAAUUAUUAAUGAAUAAGAAACAUUAUUUUCAAUUUUAUCACUAAUUUUACUAAGAUCAUAAUUAUAUUUAAUGAAACAAGGAAAUUAUUAAUAUAAUGAAAUUCCUAGUUGGAUUAAACAAUUAUUUAAAUCAUUAGAUUAAGGAACAAAUAAAAUAAAUUUAUGUUCCAUUUAAAUUUUAAUAGAACUACUUAAAACAUCUUCACUCCAUUAAAAUAUAAAGUAAUUAACUGAAAUGAUAACAAAAAAUAGUUAUUAAGAUUUAGAACCUUUUCCCUAAAUUUUAUCUUUGUGUAUGGAUUAAACAACGUAUCAUUAUUAGAAUUGUGAUAAUUAACAUAAUUAUAUCAAGUAAAUAUUUGAAAAAUUAUGGGUACUUUUAGAUUAAAAUUAUCAUGAUUAGAUGAUUGUUGAAUUUAUACUAUAUAUAACUGAAAAUUUUCAGCAUGUUUUUGUUUAUGUUAUAGAGUAAUCUUUAAAAUAAGGUGAUUAAAGAAGAUUUUAGAUUUAUUGUAGGAUAACAAAUACUUAUUAUAAAAGACAUCCAAAUAAAAAUACUGGAGUUGGAAUUAUUCAAAUGUUAAAUUUUUUAGAACAUGAAAAUCCUUUAAUUAGAUAUAAUACUAAAACUUGGUUAUCUGAAUCAGCUCCUUUCUUUUUCAGAAUAUUAGAUCCAAUAAUGUUAAGAUUAAUUAGUUUUUAAAAAGAUAUUGAAAAAAAAAAUGAAUUUUCACUUGAUUUAGCUGUUGAUUCAAUAAAAAAAUUGUAAUCAUUAUAUUCAUCGAAAGAAUGGUUUUAACCAUAUAUUGAAAAAACUAAACCAACAUUUUAUGAAGAUGAGAAUAUCAAUACAUAUUAUAAAUUAAUAUGUUUAACCCUUAUUUAAUUUAUAGUGGCUGAUUUUUAAAAUAAUGAAUAUACAAAAAUAAAUGCUAUUAGUGCAGAGCUUUUAGAAAUUGUUAUAAAUAAUACAAUAAAUGAAAAGAGUAAAACCUAAAUUUUGAUUUCAUAUUUUAAUAUCAUUUUAAAUAAGUUUGAUUAAGUAAUAAAAAGUAGAGAUUAAGUAUUAUAAUUAUAACUGUUAAAUUUAGUUAAAGUUUUCUUGCUUCAUACAUAUGAAUUAUAAAAAGAUUUGACACCAGAAAAUAAAGUAAAAUUAAUAGAUAUUUAUGAUUAAUAACUCUUUUUUGAUAAUCUUGUAAUUGGAUUAAAAUUAGCUAAAGUUUACUAUCUUAAAUAAAGAUAUUUAAAUACUAUAGUUGUUGGGAUUUAUUCUAUAAGUUAUUUAUUGCCUCCAAAGAUAAUAAAUGAAAAGAUUACAUUGAUAAUAACAACUUUAUUAGCAUUACUAAAAUAAUGUGAAUAUAAUAGUAGUCAAAUAGUAAAAUCAUUUAGACGUAUUUCAAAUGUGAAAAUUUUAAAAAAUCAGAAACCUGAAUUUAAUACUAAUAAUUUCUAAUAAGUUAAUAUUUAAUAAUUAGAUAAUGAAUAACUUUAAAUAAAAACAACACUAUCUGGAGAUGAUUUUGAAGAAGUAAUGUCAUUAUCUAAUUCUAUAAGAGCAAUAAUUUGUUAUUUUUUCUAAUUCAAAUAUGAUUCUAAAGAAAUUGAUCAAAGACCAAAUGCAGCAGGUGUUUUGGUAGAUUUAUUUACACUUAAUCUUUUUUUCAAAAAAACUGAUAAAUAAUUAAAAUUAUAAAAAUAACAAGAAUAAUUAUAAUUUGAAAACUUUCCUGAUACUUGUUAGAUGCUUUUAAAAUUAUUUCCAUAAAUUAUAUAAUCCUAUUUAGAAUGUUGGAGAUGUACUUUAAAAUGGGAUCAUCUUUUUAAUAAAGGUUGUUUCAUUUAUGAAUAUGAUAAAUUUGAUUAAUUUAAUAAGUAGCUUAAAGAUUAAUUAUGUAAAUAAGAAGAAGAUUAUUCUGAUGAAGAUUAAAUUUAGUAAUCGAUAUUAUAAUUAUUAAAACCUUGUUCAACACAGUUUACUACUAAAUUAAUAUAAUCCUUAUUAUUAAUAUGGUAAAAUGAAUAUUCAGUCAAUUUUUAUGCAGAUCCUAAAAUUAAUAUUAAUAUGUGUAAACUUAUUGAAAUAGCAAUAACUCUUUAAAUAUCUCCAGAUGAUUUUAUUGCUGCAUUUAUUAAUACAUAAUAAAUUCAAGGUAUAAUAUCGUAUUACUAAAAAAAUAAAUAUAAAAAAGGUCCAUAUCAAUUUAAUUAUGAUUAAGCAACAUUUGAAAAUGGUAUAUUAUUCUUUUUAUAUACUUAUUUUUCAUCAGUUUUAUUUUAAAAUCUUAAAAACAGAGAAUUGAUUAAAUUAUGGAAUGGUUUUCUAUCAAUUUCAAAACCCUUACUAUAAUCUAGACAUAUUAAUACAAUAUGUUUUUUAUUGGAAAUCAUUCAUCUAAUGUCAUGGAAAUUCUCUCCAAAAGAUGUCUUGGAAGAAUUCAGAAAAGAGUUACAUACAUAAUUAAGAUAGAUCUUGGUAAUUUUGGCUGAAAUAGCAUCUAUGUAAUAUUAAUAUGUGACUUUUACAUCAUCUUCACUUGAAAACUUUAAUUAAUCUUAAUUUGAUUAAAAUUUAUAACUUAUUGUCCCUUUCACUCCAACUAUAUUUGAACUCUAUACUGAAUAUUAUUAAUUAAGAUAAAAAGAUGUUGAAAAAACAGAAGAAGGAUGGAAUGAAUGUUUUGUUUAAAGAAAUUUAUUUGAUCCAUAUCAAUAGAAAGGUUUGAAAUUAGAAUAACAAGAUUUCUCUAAGAAAUGUUCAAUUAUGGCCUUAAAAACAUUAAAAAGAUUAUCAUAAGUUACUUUAAUAAACACUUAUGAAGUAUCAAGAGGAGAAAGAAUUGUUGAAAAUACUAAAGAAUUUAUGACAUUAAUCUUUCCUUUGAUUGAAGAUAAAGAUAACUAAAUUAUAGUGGAAUCAGCUUCAGAAUUACUACAUUCUAUACUCAAACUUUCAAAAGAUUAACUUUCUUAAUUAUUUUUAAAUGAUAUUUUAAAUAUCUUCAAUAAAUAAGAAUUUUUUAAGUGCACAGGUAGAUGUUUAAAAUUCUGGACUGAAAUUAUUGAUAUAAUAUCAGAAAAAACAGAUUUAUUGACAGAAUAAUUGGGAAAUAAUUCAAAAAUUCUUUAAGGAUUUACUGGGUUAUUUCAGAGUAAAUCAGCAGAAAUAUUAAAAAAGACAAAAGGAUUUGAAAGAGUUUGUUUUAUAAUCUAUUCAGGAGGUGUAGAUAAAUAUUAAUCUAAAUUGUCUAGUUUAUUAGAUGCAAUUUUAACAGUAAUUAAGGAUAUUAAUUAACAGCAUGAAGCAAUAACUAUAUUAAUUAUUUUUUGUAUCAGAAUCUUAGUUUUAAGAUUAAGUUAAUCAUCAUUAACAUAAGUCUUUCGAAAAAUAUGGCCUUAUUUAAUUAGUAUGUUAAUCUAAAUUUUUGAUAGAAAGGGAAAAUAAGCAAAUCCAUAUUUGUUGAUUUCAGGUUUAAAACUAAUAGAACUUUUCUCAUUGUUUCAACUUGAAGAGUUCUAUUUUUAUGAAUGGAUAUUUGUAUUUGAUUGUAAUAUAUUAUGAUAUUAUAUUAGAUUUUGGUAUAACAAUUAACUUUCAAUAAGUGGAAUAAUAAUAAUAAUAAUAAUAAUAAUAAUAAUAAUAAUAAAAAGUAAAAAUUGUAACUCCAUAUAAAUUUAUACCUUAUAUGGCUUAUCAAUUUCCUAUUACAGCCCAAUAUAAUGUUGAUUAUGAAAAUAAAUUAUAUCCAGAUUAAUAUUAACAGAACUUAUUAAAGAAAAAACGUUUAGUGAAAAUUAAAGAUGUCUAAGAAGUUCAAGUAUCAAUUGUUUAUGUUAUAUUGUAGGAAUUUGAAUCUAAGUUAAGAUAACAAGCAUUAUACUUAUGCCAACAUUUAAUUGAUAUAAAUCAAUAAAGAGUGGAAGUCAGUCCAUAGUCCUUAGAGGAAAUAAUUGAAGCUGAAUUCAUAAGUUUAGAUGAUUACAUAAGUAGAAUAUAAUGAUU